AUGGCGGAUAAAGUAGCAAAGAAACAUCAUGAGAAAUCUAAGGUUUGCUAUUCACGGCCAAGCUAUAGAGAAGCAAGAUGGGAAAGAGCUGUAAAGGUUUAUACCAUUAACUUAGAGUCCAAGUACAUCGUCGUUAGUGGUGUGGCAUCUGUUGGAGUAAGUCAAGAACUCGUUGACAAGUUUUCAUCAUAUGGAAAUAUUCAAGAGUAUUUCAAACUCGAGGAUUAUCCUACCGAACAAUUUACAGAAGCUUAUCUUAUUAAAUAUGAGAAGAUUAACAAUGCCAGAUUUGCGAAACGAAAGAUGGACAACAAAUCAUUUUUUGGAGGGAUUCUUCAUGUAUUUUAUGCUCCUGAAUACGAGUCUGUAGAUGAAUGUAGACAUAAACUAGAGGAAAGAAGAAAGAUCAUCUCAAAGAAGACUCAAGGAACAACCAAUCAAGAUGGAGGAUCUUCUUGUACCAAUCAUGAAACAGCAAAGGACAGACACAUUACUACACAUAUAACAACUUCCAACACACCUAGUGUUGUUACUUCUAUCUCAGAGAGUACUGCUACUUUGGUUUCUGACACACUUGCUCCAAGUUCAUAUUUUCUCCAGCACAAUUAUCCUAAUCAGAAUAGUCAUGUAUGGAAUCUACCUCCUCUACCACCUCCCCCGUGUGAGACACGCCCAUCAUUUCCACCAAGACAAUUCUUAUCAACACCAAGCAACCCGAACAGUAACGCGUAUAGAAAUCAACCUGUUCAUCGCUUUGACUAUUCUUCACAUCAGCAGCCAAUUCCUUAUAUUAAUUCAACACAAAAAAGACAUUCUGGAACUGAUAGUUUAUCUAGUAGUCAGAGUGCAAUUCCUUCAAAAAAACAAAGAAAGCGUAUCUAAUCCAUUAUUAUUGAAAUGUUAACUUAAAUUUACAAUAUUUUUCUCAUGCCGAUCGCCAUGUACACAUUCGUGAAAUCUUCGCUUCAUAUUCGGAAUCGAUAGAAGUAACGGCAAAUGAUACUUUUACUGACGAUGUUUGAAGUUUUGUUGUUUUUCCUUCACAUUUACUGACUUGGUACGAUAACAAAUUAGCAAUCCACUUAGAUAUAAUUGCUUUAGUUUAAUUCAAAUCUCAGUAAGCCGAAACCCUUGAAAAACCUUUUAACUGUUUGUACUUUUCACGACCACAAUUUACGAGAUGAGUUUUAAGCAACAAAUAGUUAUGUUUUUAUCACUCUGUAUUAUUAUCAAGAUAUACUUUUUCAAAGCAAAUUUGCACAAAACGUCUCACCGGUCAUAAGGCUUUUAUUAAACAAGGCGUCAUUUUUGAAAAGGUACUUCAACAAAACUGAUAAAAUGAAAAAAGACGUAUAAUAAGCGAUAACAGUAAUUUUAUAUCAACAUGACGAGUAUUUUUUUAAAUGUUUGCUGCAUUUUCGUCCAGGUCAGUACAGAAACGUAACAGAAAUCUUCAACAUGCUGAGUAAGAAUUGUUAUGUAACAGGGCGUGUACCUAUCAGUUAAAAAUCCAUGGUAUAUCAAACUCUAAUCUAUUGGUGUCUCAUAUGCUAUAAUUCCCAUGUUUUGGCUACAAAUUAAUAACGUAUUUUUGUGUUUUCAAUACUGAAAAUCUUGCCUGAGGUGGUGCACAUCUGUUUAAACUAUUUCACUUUCUCAUUUUAAAACAAGGCCUUCUCGAUCUUUCAUUGGUCCCGCUGUGAUUUGUGUGUUGUCAGUAAUCCAAUCCGCUGGAAGUGUUACUUUCAGUUCGACUCUAAUCGAAAAUCGUGAAAAAAUUCCUACUUUAGCAAAUUAGAAAUAUCUGAGAUUUGAGUAAUAAGGUACAUGGAUUGCCUGUUUGAUUUCAUGUCGUCAUUAUUAGUUAUAUCGGCCUAUGAUAUACACACAUUAAAAGCCCCCCAUCACGAUGUAUCCAUUACUGUUCUGAAGGAUUAAAAUGCAUCGGUCAUUUA
Exaiptasia diaphana is the source of this 1955-nucleotide messenger RNA. Its product is annotated as RNA-binding protein 48. Gene Ontology annotation, molecular function: nucleic acid binding. Gene Ontology annotation, cellular component: nucleoplasm. Lineage: Eukaryota; Metazoa; Cnidaria; Anthozoa; Actiniaria; Aiptasiidae. Bases 1 to 882 code for a protein of 293 amino acids. The record is from RefSeq and is a predicted model, not a curated record. The transcript is spliced from 5 exons.